CAAACAGCCUUUUGUUCUGAUACAUGAAGUGGGGCUCUUAACUUCACCUCACCAAGAGCCUAUGCCCUCUUGCAACUUUUAUGUCCUUUUAUAUUAACUUAGUACUCUUCUCAUUAACCCUAAAAUAAUCUUUUAUGCUGCUUAUUGCUGCCCAAGAUUUGCAACCAGCUUUCCUUUAUUGUUCAACCCAAAUCUUUCAGGCAAGAAACUUUGGAAUCAACUUCAAGCCAACAGUCACUUUCAAGAAAUCAAGUCCUCAACUUGAAGAUCUUUCCAUAAGUUUUCUUGUUUAACUCCUCCUUUUCGCACCCAAAUCUACAAAUCUGCACACUCAGUUAGUGUUCUUGAGUUGAAAGUUGUUAACUUUUUCCUUUUUUGUGCUGUUUUUCUUUUGGAUUUAUGAAUCUUGAUGCCCUUUUUCUUAUUUUUUAGCUAAAAUUUUUGUGGGCUUUUAGUUUUUUCUAUAUCCAAGCACUAUCCCCAUCUGGGUACCUACAAACUUUUUUAAAAAAGACACCUUUUUUAAGUUUCAAGUAAUCUUAUCUACUUGUUGUUCAACUUUGAGCAUAAUUAUGAGGAACCCAACAAGGGUUUGCAAACUUUGUGUGAUAGUUAUGUUGAUUCCAUUCCUGAGUUGGGUUGAGUCAGUGAAUGGGAUUGGGGCUAAUUGGGGAACACAGUGUUCUCACCCACUGCCUCCAGAAACAGUAGUGAGGAUGCUUUUGGAUAAUGGGAUCCAAAAAGUGAAGCUUUUUGAUGCAGAUUAUGGUGCUUUAAGAGCUCUGAGUAAGUCUGGAAUUGAAGUCAUGAUUGGAAUCCCUAAUGAUAUGCUUGCUACCAUGGGUAACUUAAAGGCUGCUGAAAAAUGGGUUUCAAAAAAUGUUUCAGCCCAUCUUUCUAAUAGUGUUGACAUCAGAUAUGUGGCAGUUGGAAAUGAACCAUUCUUAGCAACAUAUAACGGAUCUUUUUUGAGAACCACUUAUCCGGCGCUUGUAAACAUCCAACGCGCUCUAGUAAAUGCUGGGCUCGGGGGGAAAGUUAAAGUCACCGUGCCCCAGAAUGCUGAUGUCUACUCUAGCGGCUCGGCAGGGGGCCCAUCCAAUGGUGAUUUCCGGGCUGACAUCCAUGACUACAUUUUCCAAAUCACCAAAUUCUUGAAUGACAACGGGUCUCCUUUCACAGUCAAUAUCUACCCGUUCAUAAGUCUUUAUAUUGACUCAAAUUUCCCGGUUGAAUACGCUUUCUUUGAUGGUCAAGCAACUCCUGUGAACGAUGGUGGGACGACCUACACCAACAUGUUUGAUGCUAACUAUGAUACCCUCGUGUGGGCCCUACAAAAGAAUGGGUUUCCCAAUAUGGGAAUCAUAGUAGGAGAGAUCGGGUGGCCUAGUGAUGGGGACCGGAACGCUAACAAUGAGUAUGCUCAACGGUUCAUGCAAGGGUUCAUGACUCAUAUAGCGGGCGGGAAAGGGACACCGAUGAGACAAGCGCCCAUCGAGGCGUAUUUAUUCAGUUUGAUUGAUGAAGACCAAAAGAGCAUUCAACCCGGUAACUUUGAAAGACAUUGGGGAGUGUUUUAUUAUGACGGGCAGCCCAAAUACUCGUUAAACCUCGGAACAACAACCAACGGCGCCCUCAUUCCCGCCCGUAAUGUGAGAUAUCUACAAAGGAAGUGGUGUGUUCUUAAGGAUUCAGUUAAGAUGGAUGACCCGUCGAUAGCUCAGUCGGUUAGUUACGCGUGUGCACUUGGGGAUUGCACGAGUCUCGGGUAUGGAACUUCUUGUGGCGAUUUGGAUGCUAAAAUGAACAUUUCGUAUGCUUUUAACAGUUAUUACCAGAUAAAUAACCAGCUUGAUGAGGCUUGUAAGUUCCCCAAUGUUUCAACCGUCACGAAAGACGACCCUACAACCGGGUCCUGCAGAUUUGGGAUCAUGAUCGAGCCGUAUUACGGAGGUGCUGACAGAAGGCUGGGCUCGGGUGGAUUUGUUGCAGGACUGGUACUGUUGUUGCUUACAAUUUUGUAAAUGACUCGUGUUGUUUUAUGUAUCAAACCAGUAAUCUUUUGGUGAAGAGCUUCGGUCUGAUUUGAGAUUUUGAGCUCUUCCGUUUUGUAUGCAACUUUUUUGGUUUUAUUUGGUUUUGAGACUGUUUCUGUGGCAGAUUUGUAA
Messenger RNA from Helianthus annuus (common sunflower), 2168 nucleotides. RefSeq names its product glucan endo-1,3-beta-glucosidase 6. Gene Ontology annotation, cellular component: plasma membrane. Gene Ontology annotation, biological process: carbohydrate metabolic process. Bases 573 to 2024 code for a protein of 483 amino acids. Lineage: Eukaryota; Viridiplantae; Streptophyta; Magnoliopsida; Asterales; Asteraceae. Gene Ontology annotation, molecular function: hydrolase activity, hydrolyzing O-glycosyl compounds. The transcript has 2 exons. The record is from RefSeq and is a predicted model, not a curated record.